UGGUCGGCGGCCGUGUUGAAUGAAGCGCCGCUGAAACGUGCGGACAGCAGCGCGAGGCGAGCCGCAGGGAGCGACCGAGAGACAGCGACUCGACCGCCGGUGGAGCUGCUGGGGGUGGUCGGACACCGGUUAUCUGUCGACCAGAGGCGGCUUGGCUCUCUGCCGGAGCUCGGUGUCGGAGAUUGAAUGAGGUUGAUGCUGCUUUGCUGCACCUGGAAGGACGAACGUAUGGGAGAGGAGGAAGCUGGAGAAAGUUUGCCCGAGUGCGCGGGAUGCAAAGAGAGGAUCUAUGACGAGCAGUACCUCCAGGCUCUGAAUGCUGACUGGCACACCGUCUGCUUCAGAUGUUGCGAGUGCAGCGCCUCUCUGUCCCACUGGUAUUAUGAGAAAGAUGGGCAGCUUUACUGCAAGAACGAUUACUGGGCCAAGUUUGGGGAGCUGUGCCACGGCUGCAACGACCCGAUCUCCACCGGCCUCAUCAUGGUUGCAGGAGAGCAGAAGUAUCACCCAGAAUGCUUCAGCUGUCUGAACUGCCGCACGUUCAUCGGCGAUGGAGACACGUAYGCAUUGGUGGAGCGGUCCAAACUCUACUGCGGUCACUGUUACUACCAGACCAUCGUGACCCCGGUGUCGCUGCCAGACUCGCCGUGCUCGCGGAUCCCUCACACCGUCACGCUCGUGUCCAUCCCAGCGUCGGACGAGGGAGACAACGGGCGCAGAGGUCGAGGCUUCUCCGUGGCCAUCGACCAGCCUCUCAGUUCGAUCAACAGCUACAGCCCCGAACACGGACGCACCGUCAGAGUCUCCCAAGUGGAUGCUGACCUCAUGAGYCCAGAUGUGAAAAACUCCAUUCAUGUCGGAGACAAGAUCCUGGAAAUCAACGGGACGCCCAUUCACAACGUUCCUCUGGAUGAGAUCGACCUGCUCAUCCAGGAGACGAGCCGCCUGCUGCAGCUCACCAUCGAACACGACCCUCACGCUCAGGAGAAAAGAGGAAGCUGCUCAGAGGUUGAAGAUCAGUUGGACGGCACCCUGUUCACCCCAGUCUCAGAGGGUCCCAGCCCCACCCUGCCAGUCACCCAGCCCCCUAACCCUGACAUCAGCAACCUGAAAUCCCGCAUCAUCACGAGGAGUUACAGCAUCGACAAAUCGCCAGGCUCCAGUAACGCAGCGUCGCCCAUCUCUCAGAGGAAGGACAUCCACCGGUCUGAGUCGCUCCGAGUCGUCUCCAGUCGGACUCACCGCAUCUUCCGCCCGUCUGAUCUCAUCCACGGAGAAGUGCUCGGCAAGGGCUGCUUCGGACAGGCUAUAAAGGUGACACACAGGGAGACUGGGGAGGUGAUGGUGAUGAAGGAGUUGAUUCGCUUUGACGACGAGACUCAGAGAACGUUCCUGAAAGAGGUGAAGGUGAUGCGCUGCCUGGAUCACCCCAAUGUGCUCAAGUUCAUCGGAGUCCUCUACAAAGACAAGAGACUCAAUUUCAUUGCCGAGUACAUAAAGGGAGGAACCUUGAGGGAAAUCAUAAAGAAAAUGGACGGUAACUAUCCCUGGAACCAGCGGGUCAGUUUUGCUAAGGACAUUGCUGCUGGGAUGACUUAUCUCCAUUCCAUGAACAUAAUCCAYCGGGACUUAAACUCACACAACUGUCUGGUCCGAGAGGACAACACCGUGGURGUGGCAGACUUCGGCCUGGCUCGGCUCAUGAUUGAUGAUAAGCAUGAAGAGAAGCUGACGCAGGGAAAGCUGUCYGGCCUGAAGAGGCCCGACCGCAGGAAACGGUACACCGUGGUGGGAAACCCCUACUGGAUGGCUCCAGAGAUGAUCCAUGGGAAAAGCUAUGAUGAGAGAGUUGACAUCUUUUCUUUUGGCAUCAUGCUCUGUGAGAUUAUUGGUCGAGUAAACGCAGACCCAGACUACCUCCCCAGGGCGACAGACUUUGGACUCAACGUUUCUGGCUUCCUGGAGCACUUCUGUCCCGCUGACUGUCCCCCCGCCUUCUUCCCCAUGGCUGCUCUGUGCUGUGACCUCGAUGCAGACAAAAGACCUGCCUUCUCCAAGCUGGAGGAGUGGCUGCAGAACCUGAAGAUGCACUUGGACAUCGGCCURCCCCUGAUGUCUGAACUGGACCAGUUGCACAAGGCCUUCUGGGAACGCCACAGCAUCAAGCGCCCCGAGAACGGCCUGCACACGCACCCCGAGCAGCCCGAGUAGGGUCGACCGCCCGCCUCGGGUGGCAGCRCGGUGGGAGGAGUCGCGUUCAGGCUUCCAAGCAGAGGACACUGGUUUUUAGCUGGCUCAGGCUGAACAAAACAGACUCAGGGGGAAAAAAGUGGAUCUGAAAAGCCACCUGUGUGAAAUGCACACAAACACACACAUGCUUCAUCUCCAACCGAAGGUGGAGUAGACUGUCAAAUGCAAAUCAGACACUACUUUCAACAUAUGACUCUUGAAUCAUGUAGAUAUAACUUGAGUGGUCACAAAUACCUGUUGUUCUUACUGUAGUGUGCAAAAUUACAUAGAAACAGUGACGAAAUGAGCAAAACCUUUUAGUUUCUUCACUCCCCAGCCUCUGCAGAGAACUUUGUGCAGUUUGUGCUCGCAGGUGUUUCUGUGUGCAUUUGUUUCUUUUUGGAUCUCCAAAAUGUACUUUGUGAAAAUGAUUUUUUUUUUUUUUAAAAAAAGGCCUGUUUGCUGUCUUAGAGACGACUUUUAGAUCCACUUGUAUAAAAAAAGCGAAACCUCCCGAGCUUUAAGCGUCUCAUAAAUAACGCUGCCGGGUCAAAUCCUGCUUCACUGUGCGUCCGCUCUGACCACUGAUCURCACGUGGCGCCGCCUCGUCUGUCCCUAUUUAUCACGUAGCACUGACUUUACGUUAAGGUACACAUUCAGACGCAAACUUUAAUCUCUCGAUUUAAAGAGCGCUCAUUUCAUUGYCUUUACGGUGUACAGCGCCACCAAYGUUGUAAAUGUUUUAAAUAUUGUAAAUGUACAGUCUUAUUUUAUAUACGUCCUCUACAUYGCCAUAUUUUUAUUGGCCGACCAGAAGAGGAGGAGAGUAAACCGCGCUUUCAAAGGCACAGCCAAAUGUUUUAUUGUAUGUAUUUUUUUCUGUUUUGUUUUGUCAUUUAGCAUUUGAGAUUUUAGGAAYUGUAGCACCAGAAAACGUCUUCAAAAUGUCAUUUUAAACUUUCAGYCCCCUCAAAAAAGCUUUCCUACUGAUUGGUCCUAUGGCGUUAAUUUCUCAUGGAAAGCUUUUGAAAUAAAACUGACUAAUAGGAGCCCUAAUCCUCUAAACCUGUCUUGUGCUAAACUAAAUUAYAUCACUGUAAUAGUUUGUCAGGUCACAUCAAAUUGAUUUUAAAAAAGAAAGAGUUAGCUACUCUCGUUAAGUUUGCAGAAACUUUUGUGAUCAGCUCUAAUUACAGUCUUAUUUGGCACAAACCCUCCUGUGCUGUAAUCCAUACUGGAUUAUUUAAUUAGCUGGAAGGGGAGGGGUUUAAUUACUUCAUAGAGUUCGCAGAAUUGAUUCUGAGGACAAUCAACCACUUUUUCACAGCUGGUUGUUCUGUAAAAAAUACUAACAAGCAGAAGUUUCUCUAAAUGGAAAGCAGCUGUGUGCUUUUUUUACUCCUUCGAGUCAAACGUUUCUGCUUUUCCGACAUCCUUCUUGUACAGCGUGUUAGUAUAUUUUCACCAGGUACUGCCUCGUCCUCUCUGUUUGUCAACAUGUCUCCUCUGGAGGAUGACUCAUCGUUUGUUUACACAUAAAACCUAUCUGUACUGUAAAUACGACUGUAUAUAGAUACUGUCCUACGUCUGCCUGCCUGCGUGCGUUGCAUAAACACACACACACACACACACACACACACUGCUCAGAAAUAUUCCGACACUGUCAAGUUUCACUCGCACCUUCUGAAGUAGGACAGCGGUCUUUAAGGAUCUUUAAACUUUUGCUUCUUCCUUUUCACGAGCUGCAUGAUGAAGUGGCAAGGUCUCUUCUGCUUCCACUCUAAGCUGUUUUACUUUUUGRAUAUCAAGGUUUUUAAAUAAGACAACUGAACGGGAGAUGAAGAGAAAAAGCUGAGCUGAAAAAACGAGAAAGGAAAAAAAAGGUCUGUUUUUCUACUCAUAUAAACCCACGGGAAUCCUUUUGUACACAUUUGAGUACUUUUAUUUGCACUAAAUGGCCGUUUGGGGCCGUGUUUGUUAAUUUUUCUCUCUUGGGCUUCUUGUGAUACAGACAUGAUUUAUGUCAGUUCAGGUUGAUAAAUGAAUGCAAGCCACUGUUGGAGCCUUUCAACUGUUUAAAAACAAGAGGGUUCUGGGAACUUCGACCUCUCAGCAGCAAACGGACCCGUCUAAAUACUUAGAUGCACUUUUAUUUGCAAURCAAAACAAUAUUUUCUAAUUUAAUAAGAGGAGGUUAAAUGACAUCUAAARGACAAGGUGUCCUGGUUUUUGCUGUUGAUUGGUAGUGAUGUCUCAGCUUUGCCUGCUGCCUAUGGACUGGUCCUUUGUGAAUGAUGUCRUGUGUGAUUUCUGACCGCUCGGUGACGUUCGUGACGCCCACAGACGCUGCUGAUGUUUCUGACAGUCAAGCACCUGAACUGGCCUCCUUCACCUCUUCCUCGUGUUUUUUGGCUCAGGGCCGUAACAUUUCCGGAGCUUUCGUCACGAUUCUGUUCAMUCAGCAGCUUAAUAGUUAAUCACCAGUAACAGUGGGGCUGGAAGUGACACCCUGCAGGCCGAGAACUCAGACCGAGUCCCUCCCGGCUCACCCGGUGUSCACCUGUGGCUUUGUCGUGUUUUCCCUCACCGUCCCACAGUCCAGCAUGUUAGACGCAUCAGUGAUGGCCACCGAGAAUGUUCCCGCAGCACUUCUUUGCAAAGGAUCGUUACCUCUGAACAAUGCUGUGCCUUUGUUGUAAGCUAGCCUUGCCAACGACUCGAAAACAUGAACUGAUUUCCCUUUUUUUAAAUAAUGUAUAAUAACUGCAAGCCUGAUUCAAGUGAACUGAAUAUUUUAGUGUUGUAAAAGAUUUUAUCAUGUUCUGUACCAUAUUUAUAGUUUCAGAUCUCCAUGGUCAGUUUUGAUAUUUUAAUACUGUAUUCCUUUUGUCUUAUUUUAUUUUUUUUUUUACACAAGCUGUGAAAAGAAAUUCUGCACUUUAAUCCUGAACGUGAACAUAGACUCUGAGGAGUUGAUUGUAUUUUGUUUUCUUUGGGUCACAGCUUAAAAUAAAAUUGUUGCUCCUUAAGCAAAUCACA
This is a messenger RNA of Austrofundulus limnaeus, 5269 nucleotides long. It is a transcript of the gene limk1a, whose product is annotated as LIM domain kinase 1a. Gene Ontology annotation, biological process: positive regulation of stress fiber assembly; protein phosphorylation; actin cytoskeleton organization. The transcript is spliced from 16 exons. The record is from RefSeq and is a predicted model, not a curated record. Gene Ontology annotation, cellular component: nucleus; cytoplasm; neuron projection. Bases 187 to 2211 code for a protein of 674 amino acids. Lineage: Eukaryota; Metazoa; Chordata; Actinopteri; Cyprinodontiformes; Rivulidae. Gene Ontology annotation, molecular function: protein serine/threonine kinase activity; ATP binding; protein binding.